GAGACUAUUGACCUGCAAAGCGAGCUGAACGAUCAGAAACUCUGUUUUGUAAAUCAUUUGUUUUAAUUUGCCUUCUUUCGUGGCUAAUUGUUAUAUUUAACCAUGAGUACUGUUAGAACAUAUAACCCAUCGGUCCGCGUGGGCAACUGGAAUGAGGAUAUCUGCCUGGAAGAGGAUACAAUGAAGGAUUUCAUGGAGAAACGAGAAAGAGGUCAACUUUUAAUCCAGAAAGCAUCACAAAUGUCAUCUAAUAUUCUGAAAAAGGCUGAAUUAUCAAUUACUCGUGAUGGCUUUGUACAUUUUGGUGAUGUUGUUAUGCUUAUGAAUGCUGGUUCUAAGGAUGUGACCGGGGCAGAAUUACGUGGAGCUACUACAAUGGCUGUUAACAUGAGUGAAAGUCAAAUGCAUGAAGCUGAAAGAUUGGAAGGACCAUGUGCUGUAUCUGCUACUAAAAGACUAGAACCUACUGCCAGGAACACAUUUGUUAUAAUGCCAGUUGAUGAUUCUCCUCCUGGUGCACCACUGACACAUGGACAGCAUUUCAUGAUCUGUACUGGACCAGGACAAGGUGGCAAUUUAAAACUUCACAGCGACAUUGCAACCUUCACAAAAUGUUCCAAAAAAUCACGACAACAAGAGGUGUGUUUACAAGAGCAGACAUGUUAUUUAUCUGAAUGGAAAGUAUUAUCAUUUAAUCCUUUAAUUAGAAUGGAAACUGAAGGCUUACCAGUCCCUGCUAACCAGAAACUUGUGAUUGUUCACUGCAAGACCAACCAAGCCUUAAAUGUUGUUGGUGAUUAUGUACUCAAGACACCCUUUGGUAGUGAAUAUGAGAUUACUGCCAACACUGUUCUUGAUUCACACCGAGCUGAAAAGGACAGCAAUCAUUGGAUAUUUUCAUCAGGAACAGCACAGGACCCAACCAUGCCAGAACAAAUACUGCCUGUUGGGGCACGACAAUAGAUUGAAGGCUUGGUUGUGUACCAAUGGAAGAGAUGACAUGUCAGAUACAUAGUAAUGCAUUAAUAUAUUAAAAAUACAUAUAGCCUGCUAAAAGCUUUCAUGGAAAUAGCAAAAUCAAUGGUGAAAAUGAGUGUCAGAAGCCGAUGUAUUACAACCAUAACAGGCAACAUCAUUGUUUUUGUUAGUAAUAGUAAAAGUACAGGUAGUUUAUGCAUAUAUAUAUUAUGUUUUUGAAGUGCAUUACUUUUUUUUUAAAUAACCAUUGCAGCAUAUAUUAACACUUUUAACAAUGAAUACCAGCAAUGUAUUUAUAUCUUUUAACUGUACAUAGGAUUACUAAC
This is a messenger RNA of Saccoglossus kowalevskii, 1304 nucleotides long. Its product is annotated as cilia- and flagella-associated protein 161-like. The record is from RefSeq and is a predicted model, not a curated record. Gene Ontology annotation, cellular component: motile cilium. Gene Ontology annotation, biological process: cilium assembly. NCBI's taxonomy places the organism in Eukaryota, Metazoa, Hemichordata, Enteropneusta, Harrimaniidae.